This is a messenger RNA of Talaromyces stipitatus ATCC 10500, 1059 nucleotides long. RefSeq lists its product as uncharacterized. The coding region runs from base 214 to 1059 and encodes 281 amino acids. The record is from RefSeq and is a predicted model, not a curated record. NCBI's taxonomy places the organism in Eukaryota, Fungi, Ascomycota, Eurotiomycetes, Eurotiales, Trichocomaceae. The transcript is spliced from 3 exons.
CGUUCGGUUAUUCCACUUGUAUUUGCCUACCUAAGGAAAGAAUAAAGCUACGCCUAGCCACGCCAAUCAUCUCACCCCACUGGCUAGAAUAUUUAUACAUUUGAAUGCCUGCUCAGUCUUCACCUUUUUCUACCGCCUCUCCCCAAAGCACAGUUCAUUGCAACCUGUUCCUUAUUCACUUGCCAACUUUGGAGCAAAUCUGUGAAUAGCGUCAUGCUUCUAUCACCUGCAUACUCUGAUACAUUCGAAAUCAUGUCUGGCCCCCCGGAACAUCCUGGACAACUAGGACGAGUUGGCGAUUAUAUGGACCCGGCAGACCCUCGUUGGUCUGAUAUUCAUUCCUCUCCCUUCCUUGGGGUAUCUCACCCCUACCAAACCUCACCACAUGGAUCGGUCAUGUUGACAACCAACAGCUUGGCUGAUAAUGCAUAUAUUCAAGCACGAUCGAGUCCUGCGUUGAGCCAUCAUUCCCAGGAAUAUCCAUACAUAGACGAGACUGCUGUCUCGCAGGGGCUAGGCAUCACAAGCCCAUAUCAAGAUUUUAUUUGCGGUCCACCAUCUUCACCAAGUUUCAACUAUCAGCAUCUCCAGCAGCAGCAGCAACCGCAACAAACAAUGGACUUUUACAAUUACAGCCCGUCACCGUUCCCCGUAGAACAGCCAAGUGACAAGCGCCCGAAGCGACAAGUUACAUCGACUACUCUCCCAUCACAACGUAAUUCGCCGGUGAGAAUUCUACCGCAUCCCGAUGGCCUACAACGACUUGAACACGAGCGCCGUGGCGGACAAAUGAUAGAUCCGCACCAACUAGAGCCCCAAAAGACUCGACCUCUUGGUAGAGGUCGUCGGGACCCCCAAGCUGAGGAAGAAGAUGCGUUUGUUGAGAACCUUCGAGCGCAAAAUUUAUCGUGGAAAAUAGUGGCCGAGAUGUUUCGCGAACGAUACGGCAAGAAUACUAGCGAGGCACGGCUUCAGAUGCGCAUGUUGCGAAGGAGAAAGAGUGCGGCGGCGUGGCAAGAGACCGAUAUGAACAGUGAGACGCACAAGAUUAAAUACUAA